CGAAGAAUCGUCAUUCAAAAUAUUAUUUAAAUAUUUAAACUAUAAUUGUAUAAUGUUCAAAAAUAUAGCAUUGUGAUUAAAAGAAAAAAUAUUUCGAGGAGAAACGAGCAAACAAUUAAGCUCUGUCGAACAAGAAGAAGUUGCUGAACACAUAACUGAAGAGUCAGUUACGACAAGUGAAAAUAAUGCAUCUGGAAUGGGGGAAAUGACUGAGAAUAUACUUGAUCAAACAAGUCUAGUAACAGAAUCUACAGAAGAGAUAGAAGUAUUUAAUGAAGAUACAUUGCAGUAUAGUGAAGAGACUGAAAAUAUUUUUAAUUUUACAAAUUUAGAAGAAUCAACAUUUGCUAAAAUAGAAGAUAAAACAAAACAACUCGAUUAUGAUUCAUUUUUAAAUGAUGAAAUGGUAACAGAAACAGUUACCAGUAGUAACGUUAAGCCUGUGAUGGACGAAAGUAUAGAUUACAUUACAAGUCACAAUGAAAAUACAAAAGAAAAGCAUUUAACUUAUUCAUAUGAAGAAGAAAUUAGUUCGAAAUAUUCACAAUUGAAAAUGACUCAAGCAACCUCAGAGUUAUUUCAAGAAGAAACAUCUAAACAAAUUAAUACGCAUUUAAAUGAUCAGUUACACCAAAAAAUGUCUCCAAUAACACCAAUUCAGGUCUCUGUGUUGCCUAUGAAAAAUAAUUUUAUGACUGGUUUAUCCCAAAAUAUUUCCACCAAUCUAUACACAUUAGAAAGCAUGGGAGUAACUCUAACGCAACAAGAAUCAACAACCACCAACAUUGAAAGUAGUUUAAGCAAUUUUAAAAUUAUAACAAUCAAUCCUGUUGAAAUAAAUACAAUAUCAAACAAACAGGAACAUCAUGAAACCGUUAAUGAAAAUGAAAUUCAAAGUAUUAAUGUUCCUAAUGAAGAAGAGGAAUAUGUAAAUUCCGAAAUAAGUACAUCGGAAGCUGUUAAAGAAACUGGAACAUCUGUAACAGAAUUUACUCACCACCUAAGUGAAAUCGAAACGCAGGCAAUUCACACCUCUGUAAAGCAAAAAGAAUUAGAAAUCGAAAAUGUAACUAAAAUUGCUUCUAGAGAAAGUUUGGAACCUGGAGAAUUUCAAACGACUGCAUAUAAUAGAGGAGAAAAUAAAAUUUUUAACAACCAAGAAAUUCAUAGUCCUAAAUCUACCGAAAUUUCUAGACCUUUUGAAUAUUCUUCCUCGAAAGUUUUUCCUUUGAAUACCACUACAAAAGAGAAUUAUAAAUAUGAGAAAUAUCAAACAACUGAAAGUAAGUCAGAAGGUACGGAAAAUGAGACUGUAAAAAGUGUUGCGAAUGAAAGUGAAAAUUAUUUAAAAACUAUUAUAACCCAGUACCACAAGAGCAGUGAAUAUAGUGGAACGGAAGAAUUCCGAACUAUUGAAAGCAAUACAGAAGUUGGGACAUAUACCGAGUGGCAGAAAAAUGGUAUAACAGAAUUUUCCAUGACAAAAGAACAUACUGGCGGCAAAGAAUUAGCAUCGCCACAAAUUGGGUUAUCUGAAAAAAAUUAUGAACAACAACCACAAAGUUUUGAACAUAGUGAACAACCCACAGUAAAAGAACAUAAUCAAAUACAUGUUGAAAAUGAAGAAAUAUAUACAAGUGAAAAUUAUAAAAAAGUUCAGGAAAAUAUGUCUGUAAAGGAGUACUACCCAUUAAAUACUAAAGAAUAUCAGAAGACUGCUACUGAAGCUGAAACAUUCACAAAGGAAGAAAAAAUUAAAACUGAGAUACAUCACCCUGAGGAAUAUCAGUCAAAAAAUGAAGAAUAUUCAGCAUCUUUUGAAUAUUCGAAACCAAUCAAAUUUAUUGCUACCGGAAAGAUCCUUGAAGAAAUUACAGAAGGAAAAAUAAUUCACAAUAAUCCGUCUGUAACUUGGUACGGCAAAUCAAUACCAGCAGUUGUUCAGGAAAUUAGUGAGAGUACUGAAAGAAGGUUUGAAGAAUAUGUUUUAAAAAAAAAGUUUAAGCAAAAUAACCACACAAUUGUGAAUAUAACGAACCAAUAUUAUCAACAUGGAGAAAAUCAAACGGUAAAAGGCAACUUGCAAAUUAAGGAAAAUAACAAAUAUCCGGAGACUAGUGUCAUUGAAGUUUCUACAAUGACCGGUGAAAGUAAGAAUUUCCAAACAAGUAAAUAUACAAUUUUUGACAAAAAUUAUAUAAAUUAUGGUGAAACCAGUGAACAUUAUACAGGCACUACUGAAACACAAUAUUCUACCAUAAAAAACCUUCAGUCCCACCCUGAAUAUCAAAAAGGUUCAACACAGUUAGGAGAAAAUGGUAUAACUGAAGGUGAAGUAAAUUUAGAAACGCUGAAGGAAAAUGAAAAUUUCAGUCCAAGAUACACAGAAAUUAACAUUGAAAAUGAAGAAUAUGAAACUACAAAAAGAAAUAUCGAAAUCGAGGAAAAUUUAGAACAUCAACUGACUACAAUGGCUGAAAUUCAUUUGCCAGAAGUAAAUAUAUUUUCAAAAAAAACUCAUGGUGUUGAAGAACACUCAGAAACAUUCGGUCUUAGUGAACACUCUACUCACAUAAUAAAAGGAAACAUGGAAAUAAGUGAAUUAUCAACGACAGAAGAAAACAAUGUAAUUCAAGAAUAUCAGUCUUCUGAAAAUAUAUUAGAAAGUAGUGGACAUAAGUUUUAUGAACAUUUCCAAAAAGGGGAACAUAAAUUUGUUGGGAGUACUAUUGAAACUACUGCUACUACCGAAAAUAUAGAAAGUAGAACUACUGAAAAUUUCAUAACAGAUCAUAACGAAAAUGAAGAACAAGUCUUUGAAACAAAGAAUAAGAAUGAAGGUGAAAACUAUACUGAACCAUUUAUUUAUUCUUAUCCCACAAUGGAAGGGCUCAUGACAGUAGUAAAUAAUGAAAAUUUGUAUUCACAUUCCGAACAUGAGAAAUCUACAUCCUUGCAUCACACAAAAGAAAGUUUUGAAAUUAAGGAAUUUCAAACGAGUGAACAAAAUACGGAAAAUGAGGAACAUGUAUCAGAAGAAGAAAAUUUGACACCCGAAAAUGAAGGAGCUUCUGAAACUUACAAGGAAUUUGAAUAUUCGACAGCGGAAAGCGCUGAAAAUGGCCAAUAUGAAAUUUCUGCACAAGGGUCACAAACAGGUGAAAUAGAUCACGAAGAAGAGCAAUCGGAAAGUUCUGAAGAAAAUGAACAAGAAUUUCGAACAAGCGAACAAAGUACGGAAAUUGAGGAAAAUAUAGCAGGAGGAGAAUAUUUGACACCCGAAAGUGCUUCUGAAACAUCCAAGGAACUUGAAUAUUCGACAGCGAAAAGCAAUGAAAAUGGCCAAAAUGAAAUUUCUGCACAAACAAGUGAAAUAGAUAACGAAGAAGAGCAAUCGGAAAGUUCUGAAGAAAAUGAACAAGAAUUUCGAACAAGUGAACAAAGUACGGAAGUUGAGGAAAAUAUACCAGUAGAAGAAAAUUUGAUACCCGAAAGUGAACUAGCUUCUGAAACUUCCAAGGAACUUGAAUAUUCGACAGCGAAAAGCAAUGAAAAUGGCCAAAAUGAAAUUUCUGCACAAGAGUCACAAACAAGUGAAAUAGAUAACGAAGAAGAGCAAUCGGAAAGUUCUGAAGAAAAUGAACAAGAAUUUCGAACAAGUGAACAAAGAACGGAAGUUGAGGAAAAUAUACCAGAAGAAGAAAAUUUGUCACCCGAAACUGAAGUAGCGUCUGAAACCGUCAAGGAAUUUGAAUAUUCGAUUCCGGAAAGUAAUGAAAACGGUCAAUAUGAAAAUACUGCACAAGAGUCACAAAGUAGUGAAAAAGGUCACAAUGAAGAGCAAUCAGAAAGUUUUGAAAAAAACGAACAAAAAUUUCAAACAAGUGAACAAAACAUGGAAGCUGAGGAAAAUAUAUCAGUAGAAGAAAAUUUGACACCCGCAGGUGAAAUAGCUUCUGAAACCGUCAAAGAAUUUGAAAAUUCGAUUGGGAAAAGCAAUGAAAAUGGUCAAGAACCAAGAGAAAAGGGUCUCAAUGAAGAGCAGUCGGAAAGUUUUGAUGAAAGUGAACAAGAAUUUCAAACAAGUGAACAAAAUACGGAAGCUGAGGAAAAUAUGUCAGUAGAAGAAAAUUUAACAUCUGAAAGUGAAGUAGCUUCUGAAACCUUAAAGAAAUCAGAACAUUCGAUUGCGGAAGCCAGUAAAAAUGGUCAAUAUGAAACUACUGAAGAAGAGUCACAAAAUAGUGAAGAAGCUACGUAUGAGGAGCAAUCUGAAAGUCUCGAAGAAAGUGAAAAGGAGUUUCAAACCAGUGAACAAAAUACGGAAUCUGUGGAAAAUAUGUCAGUAAAAGAAAAUUUGACACCUGAAAGUGAAGUAUCUCCUAAAAAUUUUGAGGAGAUUGAAUAUUCCACAAAGGAAAGAAAUGAGAAGGGGCAAUAUGAAACUGAACAAGAGUUGCAAAGUAGUGAAAGAGGCCAAAAUGCAGAAAAAUCUGAAAAUUUUGUAGAAAAUGAACAGGUUACAACUGAACGUUCUGAAACAAAAGAAAAUAUACAAAAUGAGAUUGAAGAAUAUACGCCUGUAAAAGAAUCUUCGGAAAUGCCUACGGAAUAUUCCCAAGAGGAAAUCUCUGAAUAUAUUGAAAGCCAGGAAACUAACUUAGUAGAAAUUCCCACAACCGAAGAAAACAAAGAAAAUGAUGAAUAUAUGUCAGAAACUAAUUAUUUAUUUUCUAAAGAAGGAAAUCAUCAGUUAAUGACCGAAGAACUCCACACAACUAAAAGUAUUACGGAAAUUGAGGAAAAUGUGUCUCAAGAAGAAUAUUCUACACCAGAGAAUGUAUAUCUGUAUUCCAACCAAAAAAAAACUUAUAUAAGCAACCAACCCCAAACAGAAUACAAUCAAAAUACAGAAAAUUAUGAAUAUCAUACUAUGGAACACCAUUUUUAUACUGAACAACAAAAAUCAGAAUCAGAAAAUCCACUGACUAGUAUGACUGUGACAGAAGAAAACUAUGAAAAUGAGAGAUUUCAAAGUACUGAACAUAAAAUGCUUACAUUUGGAACUCAAGGUGAAGAAAUACAUGAAAAUUUUCAUCCUAGUGAACAAUCCAUUUUAAGUUUAUAUUCUGAGAAAAAGGAAAAGACAGAAGGUGAGGUUCUCCAAAGCAGUGAAAUUAGUGAAAUUGAGGAAAAUUUCGAAUUGACUUUUGCAAUUGCUACAACGGAAGAAAACAAUGGAACUGAGGAAUAUUACCAUCCUGAAAAUACAACUCUUUAUAAAAAAUAUGGAAAAUAUGGUGAAAAAGUUUCGGAAAGUUUCGAACCAAGUGAUCAUACUAUCUUCCAUUUGUAUUCUAAAGGUCAUUAUAAGAUAGAAGAAAUAGUUACAAGUAGUGAAAGUAGUGAAAUUGAAGAAAAUUUUGAACAUCUAAUGAGUUCUGCAAUGGAUUUGACGGAAGGACAUAUUGAAACUGAGGAAUAUUAUAAUCCUGAAAAUACAACUCUUUAUAAAAAAUAUGGAAAACAUGGUGAAAAAGUUUCGAAAAGUUUCGAACCAAUGAAAGUAGUGAAACUGAAGAAAAUUUUGAACAUCUAA
Aethina tumida (small hive beetle) is the source of this 5599-nucleotide messenger RNA. Its product is annotated as myb-like protein X. The transcript is spliced from 4 exons. Bases 197 to 5599 code for a protein of 1800 amino acids. Lineage: Eukaryota; Metazoa; Arthropoda; Insecta; Coleoptera; Nitidulidae. The record is from RefSeq and is a predicted model, not a curated record.